Molecule: messenger RNA, 271 nt
Organism: Lingula anatina
Lineage: Eukaryota; Metazoa; Brachiopoda; Lingulata; Lingulida; Lingulidae
Product: glutaredoxin-3
Biological process (GO): intracellular iron ion homeostasis
Cellular component (GO): cytosol; nucleus
Source: RefSeq, a predicted model, not a curated record
UUUUCCACCCAAUAUGGCAGCCUCCAGUGUUGACAUCACGUCUUCAGAAGAUUUCGAAAAAUUCAUUGAUACGACUGGAAACAGUCUGGUUGUGGUCCACUUUAGUGCUGACUGGGCCCCACAGUGCAAACAGAUGAAUGAUGUCCUGGAUGAAUUAACAAAGGAUACCAGGUUUAUAAAUGUCAGAUUUGUAAAGUUGGAGGCAGAAUCAGCACCAGAAGUGUCUGAGAAGUUUGGAAUAUCAGCUGUUCCAGUAUUUGUUUUUUUAAGA